Colius striatus (speckled mousebird) is the source of this 1069-nucleotide messenger RNA. It is a transcript of the gene FKBP7, whose product is annotated as FKBP prolyl isomerase 7. Gene Ontology annotation, molecular function: calcium ion binding; peptidyl-prolyl cis-trans isomerase activity. The coding region runs from base 48 to 926 and encodes 292 amino acids. The record is from RefSeq and is a predicted model, not a curated record. NCBI's taxonomy places the organism in Eukaryota, Metazoa, Chordata, Aves, Coliiformes, Coliidae. The transcript has 4 exons.
GCGGCCCCGGCGGCGCCACCCGCCCCGCGGGGCGCUCCGCAUCUCCCAUGCGCGCCCGGCCGCGCUGCCCGGCCCCGCCAGCCUCCGUCCGCCCCGGGGCUGUCUUCACACGUCCCUUGCACUUCCUGAGCCGAGGGGGCCGUCCCGAAGAACUGCCCGCCCCACGGCUGCCUGGGCCGGGCUUGUCCGCGCGUCCGGGGAGGCUGAGGCUUCGGACCCUCGGCUCAGCGAGAGCAGAGCCACGGCGGAAGUCUCCUCAAAGCAACAUGGGCCGCGGGAUAACGCUGCUCCUCUUGCCACUGGCCCUGCUGGCGGCCCCAGUACAGGCCGAGGGCGACGUGGCGGCGGCGGCGGAGGAGGUUAAAAUAGAGGUGCUGCACCUCCCUGAGGACUGCAGCCCCAAGAGCAAGAAGGGAGAUCUGCUGAACGCACACUACGACGGUUUCCUGGCUAGCGACGGAUCCAAGUUUUACUGCAGUCGGACACAAAAUGAAGGUCAUCCAAAAUGGUUCGUUCUGGGUGUUGGACAAGUCAUAAAAGGGUUAGAUAUUGCUAUGAUGAAUAUGUGUCCUGGAGAAAAACGUAAAGUGAUCAUUCCUCCAUCUUUAGCAUAUGGACAGCAAGGAUAUGCACAAGGCAAAAUUCCACCCAAUGCAACACUGAUCUUUGAGAUUGAACUUUAUGCAGUGAAUAAGGGACCUCGCAGCGUUGAAGCGUUUAAUCAAAUUGACAAGGACAGUGACAGGAAACUCUCCCAACUGGAGAUAAGUCAGUACUUGAAAGAAGAAUUUGCAAGAGAUGGCAAAAAACGUCAUCCCUCAGCCCAUGAUGAAAUCUUAGCAGAUAUAUUUAAGAAGAAUGAUCACGAUGGAGAUGGUUUCAUAUCAGCAAAGGAAUACAAUGUCUACCAGCAUGAUGAACUCUAAGUACUUAACAAAUCUUGGGCUGUUUUCUGGACACUGAAUUCUAAAUAAUAACACUUUGUCACUGAUUUUUUUGUACUUUUUUUAAGUUGGCAUCUUUUUAUAUCUCUCAAAGUGACUAUAAAAAUCUUAUUUUUAACAUUCAA